Synchiropus splendidus (mandarinfish) is the source of this 5330-nucleotide messenger RNA. RefSeq names its product leukocyte receptor cluster (LRC) member 8 (gene leng8). The transcript has 14 exons. The record is from RefSeq and is a predicted model, not a curated record. Lineage: Eukaryota; Metazoa; Chordata; Actinopteri; Syngnathiformes; Callionymidae. Bases 433 to 2823 code for a protein of 796 amino acids. Gene Ontology annotation, cellular component: nucleus.
AGAUUUUGCUUUAAUGAUGAGAAGUGAAGUUUUUACAAUAAAUGGAAGCUGUUUUUUUUUUGUUAUAUAUUAGAACAGCCUCCUCUCACAUUCACUUCUGAAAUGUGUUCUCUCACAAUGUGCAGUUGCAUUAGCAUGGUGGCCCAUAGUGAUGUGGGUAGUUUAAAAAUACUGCUACCAGUACCAGAUACAUUUUCGCUCUAACUAAUGAAUUGUUAAUGUAAUAAAGCAUAUGUAUAGGCUUUGAUGCAAAAUUCAGAUGUCUUUAGUGUUCGUAUGUGUACAUUUUGUUUAGAUGAUAUUAAUAAGUAAACUUACCAUUUUGGUAUUAUAAGACAGUGGUGGACUUUGUCAAUGUGGCUGCAUUUUGCCUCUUGUUCAGCUUAAAAAUAACCAUUGGUGUAACUUUAUUUUAGGAUCUUGCCAACUGCAAUGUUUAGGAAAUCUCAUUGUGCUGUCAGGAGCAGAUUGGGUGCAAUAUACAUACCCAGAAACAAUGCUUGUAUUAACAUUUUUAAGUUUCGUCCUCCCGUGACAAGUUCAACCAUGCAGCAGCAACAAUACUACCAGUGGUACCAGCAGCAACAGCAGCAGUAUCCAGGGUACACAUACCCAUAUAACUACUACUACCCUAUGCCAUCUUAUGGAGGUCAAUAUCCACCAAAUCAGUAUGCUGUACCACAAGGAUCUUAUCCUGUAGCACCAGCCUCCAGUGGCCAGCCUCCCCCAGUGCCUGGAAUAGAUGACCAGUCUUUAAGUUACCCUUCUCAACCUCCAACCCCCUCUACCUCUCAACCUCCUCAGAGCCCAGAUAAACCCCCUCCACCCCCUCCCGCAACUCUCCCCCCUCCUCCCACCACCCAGUACCCUCCACCCCCUUCACCGAAUGCUUACAAUUCCAAAAAACCUAUGACGUAUCCCCCUGGGGAUCCCAACAAAAUUCAUGUCCAAUACAAUCAUUCCCAAGGACGACCCAAUUAUGCCCAGGCUUUUCAGAGCCAGAAUCAUUUUCAACACGCACAAAAUUCCUCCCAGCCACAAGCUAAUCAAUAUGUCCAAGGUCCGGCAAGAGGGGAACAGAACAAAAACCAGACUCAAGGACAGCAGCUUUGGCACCGCAUGAAACAAGCACCUGGAACAGCCGCUGUGAAGUUCAACAUUGCCAAGAGACCUCAUCAGGUUCAGUGUUCCCAAAUUUCCAGUGACACAUUCCCAACAGAGGAACAGCCUGCAGGACUCAAUAAUGCUGCCCCCUCUGCUUCCAACACUGCCUCUGGUGCAGCUCAGACAAGACCGCAGGAUUGGCCUCAAGCUAUGAAAGAAUAUGUGCAGCGAUGCUUCUCAGCAUGUGAGACAGAAGAAGACAAAGAUUGCACAGAGAAGGUGCUAAAGGAAGUCCUGCAGGACCGACUUAAGGAUGGUUCUGCUUACACAAUUGAUUGGACCAAAGAACCGUUGCCAGAUCUUAAGGCCAAGCCGUCUCGUUGGGAAGCAGUCUCUUUUCAGAGGACCAUGGAGAUGACAGUCAGCCGUGGUGGAAACACAGCUGCAGCGUCUCGGGGCAGAGGGCUUGGUCACAGAUUAGGAAACUACAGGAACAUCUUUUCGCAAAGGAGUCCAUCGUCAAGUUCCUCACACUCAUCUUCCCGUUCACCAUCCCCAACACAAAGCAGGAGAAAAGACCGGAGCAACCAGAGGCACAGACACAGUGACUCUGGCUCUCAGUCGGACAGUAGCAUCACCAGCGAACUCAGACCGCCGUUGUCCAGGCGUGCGCAAAAACGUGGUCGUGGUAAUGACAGAGAUAGGGGGCGUGGUGGAGGACGAGGGAGAGGAAAAGCUAACAGAGGGAGACGGAACAUGGAAGAUACCAGCUCACCUGCAGGUAAGAAAAGAAAAGGUGGAAAUGCUGGUUUGGACUUCCAUGAUCCCAACAAAGAGGCCAAAAAACAGAGUCGAGCCGCACGCUUCCAAAAGCAGCUUCGUCAAGAACCAUUGGUCCUCACCAUCAAUAACCUGGAUUUGCCAGAUGGGACUCAAGAGAGCCUCAAUUGGGAGGACUGUCCUAUUGUUGGAACCUGUCAAGACUUGACGAAGCCUUAUCUGAGACUCACCUGCGCCCCUGAUCCCUCCACUGUGCGGCCUGUCCAUGUUCUAAGAAAGUCUUUGCAGGCUGUCAAACUCCAUUGGAAAAGUCACCAGGACUACGUUUAUGCCUGUGAACAAAUGAAGUCUAUACGACAGGACCUGACGGUCCAAGGAGUUCGUACUGACUUCACAAUCGAAGUGUACGAGUGUCAUGCACGCAUCGCUCUGGAAAAGGGAGACCAUGAAGAGUUCAACCAGUGCCAGACGCAGCUGAAAGCCCUGUAUAAGGACAACCACUCUGAGAACAUUGGAGAGUUCACAGCGUAUAGAAUAAUAUACUACAUCUUCACGAAAAAUUCAGCAGAUGUGACCACAGAGUUGGUGUAUUUGACACCGGAGCUGCGAGCAGAUGAGUGUGUGGCUCACGCGCUUUCUCUGCGUGCUGCCUGGGCGUUGGGAAACUAUCGGCGUUUCUUUAAGCUUUAUCUUGCAGCCCCGCGAAUGGCUUCAUACCUCAUUGACAAGUUCGUAGAGAGGGAAAGAAUAGCUGCCCUGCGUGCUUUAGUCAAAACGUUUAGGCCUGACUUGCCAGUGGACUAUGUGCAGUCCACCCUUGGCUUUCCUUGUUUAGAGACCUGCAUGGAGUUUCUUACUGGCCUAGGUGUCACCUUUGCUCCCUCGGACCCUACAAAGAUAGAUUGUAAAAAUAGCACUGUUGCAUUGGCUACCUCAUGAUAUGGGGGUGUUCAGAGUAGAAAGUUAGGUUCUAGUGGAGCUGUUUCACACAUUGUUCAGCAGGAAGAAAGUCUUCAUUCUACCGAUUUUGCAGUUUCAGAGUUCAACAAGAAAUGAUCUUCACACGCUCACCCAUCACACACCAGCCAGUUAACGUAAUGCCAUUAGAUAGAAAGUGAGAGAUUUGCUGUCAAUCACUCCUCUCCAUCUCCACACCAAACGGCCUGAAGAUCACACAAGCAGACGUCACCGAUCCCUCCAUUACCACCUUCAGAUGUCACAGCUAACAGUGUUCUGUUAUGUUCUUUUCCUUCCUCAAGUCAACAGCUUUACCAUCGGGAAGAGUUGGUCCUUGCUUCUUGUAAAGAGUAUAUGGAGCUCCUCAAGUCUUUGAUGCUGAAAAUCAGAAGUCUAUCGACAUUCUGUCUGCCACUAAAAACUGAUUCAGUCUGGGGUUAUCUGAAGAAGCGCCACCUCGCUCAACAAGCGUUGGGUUGUACCAGCUGUUCCCAUCCAUUCAACCCCCCGCUUCCUUGAGAUAGUUCCCCGCUGACGGCAGUAAUUAGCUGUUCAUCCCCGAUUGCCGAAGGCAUGAAAGAAAUCCUGGUCACCAUUGCAAAAGACUUUGCCGUCCCUUCGUCUGCGGACAGGAGCAGUGGGGCUGCAGAUCCCGUCCCUGCACUACACAGAAGAAGUUCCAUCAUUGGAAGUAGUAGGGUCCAGUUGUGAAAAAUGCCAGCGUCCAAGUUGAAGAGAGUCCUGAGAGCUGAAGCUGUCAUCAUCGUGAAGGAAUCCUGGCGAGUGGUUUGUAUGCAACAUCUGGCUCUCCUGUCUGAUGUUCGCACAGCUGGUAAGGGAACGUGAGCUCGACGGGAAGAUGGAUUCUGAAGUUUUCCAAGUGCGUUUGGUGACCUGUGGUGCCAUUGGGCGUGGCACACCAGGAAUGCCAAACAUCUCUGCCUAACAGAAGGCUCAGGAGCUGCACCAGGAUGGCAAAUGAAACAUUUUCACAAUUUUUAAACAGAUGGUGGCGCUAUUUUAAUAAUCGGUGCGAAGCAACCUGAGUCUUUGUCACAUAGUAACCACUGCUAUGUUACAGAACUUGGAGCACCCUAAAUUAUCAACCAAAGUUUAUAUUUUAUUUCAUGAGAUCCCUUUUGUUUCUAGAAGUGUGGACCAAUUGGGAAAAUUCAACUUUUCUUUGACAAUUAUGAAAUUCUUAUAAUUGCUGCAGAGGUUUCUGCUUAUUGAUGUUUGGAUUUGGAACAGUAUUCUUGAUAGAAGUACAUUUGGAAUUUUGAGACUACAUCGAUCUGCUACAGCUGUACAGUCGUGUGUAUCUGAAGAGUAUAUAUUUUUGUACAAUUGAUAAAUAAUUUUUGUGUAGGCCAAGAUGUCAUCCAACAGAGCAUUGCUAGGGCAUCUCUCCAUUUAGGGGAAACCACAUUAAGCCAUGUAUGACUGUAAGGUCUGCGCUGCUGACUGGUUUUUAUACAGAGACGACGCGCUUUAUUUAAAUGCAACGGUGCUUGAGUCAAUAGCAGUUUCUGUAUGAAAUCACCAAGUGAAUAGCUUCCGCAACAGGAUGGCGAUGUCAACACUGUGAAGCUGAUGUGAAUAUGUGUUUGAUUAUCUCAACUUGUCUUCUUCUCUCUUUCACCUCCAACCCAUGUCCUUUUCCCUCCCCUCACUACUCACCAUCUUCAGCCGCUCACCACGGCACUGCAGGAGCACACGGAGAGAAAAUCAGAGCAAUUCUCCUUGCUGCCGCCCCAGACACCCAAGCGGAGAACGUGACUUGUGAGAAAGCCACAUCUUUUGACCCGGUCACUCAAAGAUAAACCAAAAUCAAACCUUCAGUUUUAACGUGUUAGAAUUUCAGGUUGUUGAUUAGUAUAUAUGAAAUUCGCUGCAAGACCUUCACAUUUGUCCUGUGUCAAGAUUUCUCUUCUAGCUAUUCAGGUUCUUUACUCAUGUGAAGCAACUUUUAUUAUACUCUACAAAGUUGCCAAACGUACGACGUCCUGUUUUGACUCUACCACUGAAAGUAACUGAUGUGGCCAGUGUUGAUGUGCUCCCAUAAUGCAAUGUUUUCCUUUCAUUUUCCAGUGUGCUCUGUUUAAUUUGAUUUUUGUUGUAGAUAAUUCACCUCAGACGACUAACGACAGUCAUUUCUGAUGUUUAUUUCUCCCGUUGCCUAACUUGUUUCAGUAUUUGUGCUCCCCCUGCUGAAUCAUCAUCAUCUCUCUUCCUACUUCACUUUUAAUCCCCCCAGAUCUCUCAUCUGUCUUCAUUUCACUUUCUCUUUCUUUCUGUCCUGCUUUGCCAUCAUCUCCCCUCAUCACUCCUAUGUUGACUAGUAUCUCUAGUAAGUAUUGUAUGGCGGCUGCACCCCUUUCCUCUUUCCCAUCCUCAUCUUUGUUGGUGUAGGUUGAGUAAUUGCCUUUUUGUAAAUAUUGUGAAUAUGAUCUUUUGAUUGAAAUAAUAAACAUAAAAAAGCAUCGUGA